Pristis pectinata (smalltooth sawfish) is the source of this 9675-nucleotide messenger RNA. RefSeq names its product endothelin-converting enzyme 1-like. The record is from RefSeq and is a predicted model, not a curated record. Gene Ontology annotation, biological process: peptide hormone processing. Gene Ontology annotation, cellular component: plasma membrane. Gene Ontology annotation, molecular function: metalloendopeptidase activity. The coding region runs from base 428 to 2746 and encodes 772 amino acids. The transcript has 20 exons. NCBI's taxonomy places the organism in Eukaryota, Metazoa, Chordata, Chondrichthyes, Rhinopristiformes, Pristidae.
CGGCGAGGUGGGAGUUUCGGGGAUCGAGUGUGGAGCCGAGGCGAGGCAGCAACAAUGAUGCUGCCUGACCUGCUGAAUACCUGGCCUACAAGGAGCAACUUGUGCCUGCCCUGUGCUGCUCUUGUGUGUGCCUGCCUAAAUUGAAUUGUGUUACUGACAUGUACUCUGUGCAGCAGAGCUGGUCUCUGGUCCCCUCUGCCCUCUGUGCCGCUGGACACAGACCUUGCUGUGUGUGCAAUGGACAUCCACGUGGGUACCUUCCACACCUCAGAACUGGAGUGGAACCAAAUCUUCCUCAACCCCCAAGGGACUGCCUGAGAGGCAGUCUGGUGGAGGAAAUGGAACCAAACUAGCCCAGCCCAAGUGAGGAGGUAGAACCUCUCCUUGCUGGUAUUUGCGUCCAGGAGUGUUUUGUGACCUGGUCAAGAUGGAUCAGCAGAUGUUUAAGCUGAAGAUGCUUCAGAUCUCGGGUGCACAACAUUGUAUGAUGUCGACUUACAGGCGGGCCACCUUUGACGAGGAUGACCUGAUCGACUCCGUUGCUGAAGAUGAAGUAUAUCCAGAGGGCGAGCAGAUGAACAUCAAGAGAUCAAGGGGUCUGAGGGGCUGUUGGAGCAACAGGACUCACCUGGAGAAACGCCUGCUGGUUCUAAUCAUCCUUCUUGUGCUGGCACUAUUCUGCAGCGUCAUUGCCCUGCUCUUCAGAUACAGAAAUACCCCAAAAGUUUGUCUAACCGAGUCCUGCAUCAAGAUUGCCAGCACUCUCCUCCAAUCUUUGGAUCAUUCUGUUGACCCCUGCCACAAUUUCUACAACUACGCCUGUGGAGGCUGGAUUAAGGCAAACCCAUUGGAAGAUGGAAAGUCCAGACAGGGAGUCUUCCACAGCAUCUGGGACCAUAACCAGGUCAUCAUGAAGCAUAUCUUGGAAAGCAACACGUUAAACACCACAAGUGAAGCUGAACGCAAAGCCCAGCGUUACUAUCAGGCCUGCAUGAAUGAGCGCAAGAUUGAGGAGUUGCAGGAAAAGCCUCUACUUGACAUCAUAAACAAAUUGGGAGGUUGGAACAUCAGCAGAGUGUGGAACAAGGACAAUUUUCAAGAAGUGCUCCGGUCUGUCACAAUCAACUACCGAGCCAACCCAUUCUUCUCCGUCUACGUCAGCACAGAUUCCAAGAACUCCAACAGUAACGUCAUUCAGGUAGACCAGUCUGGAAUAUCUUUGCCAUCAAGAGAUUAUUAUCUCAACAAAACUGCCAACAGUAAGGUCCUAACAGCUUACUUCAAUUACAUGGUGGAUCUGGGGAUGCUACUGGGCGGUGAGGAGGCUUCCACCCGGGCCCAAAUGCAGCAGGUUCUAGACUUGGAGACAACCCUGGCCAACAUCACAGUUCCACCGGAGGAUCGCAGAGAUGAAGAGGCUAUCUACAAAAAAAUGACAGUACGCAGCCUCCAGUUGCUGGCUCCAUUUGUUGACUGGCUGCCCCUGCUCUCUGCCAUCUUCUAUCCUGUUGAGCUGAAUGACUCUGAGCCUGUGGUUGUCUACGCAACGGAGUAUCUGCAGCAGGUCUCUGACAUCCUUAAUUCCACCGAUAAAAGUAUCCUCAACAACUAUAUGAUAUGGAAUGUGGUAUUGAAAACUGCCAACUAUCUGGAUCAUCGCUUCCAGGAUGCAGAACAAGAACUCGUCGAUGCCAUUUCAGGAACUAAAAAGGCAUGUAACACUCGAUGGAAGGCAUGUAUCAGUGACACUGAUGGAACUCUUGGGUUUUCACUUGGAGCUUUGUUUGUUAAAGCAGCAUUUGCUGAUGACAGCAAGCAGAUUGCAGAAGGGAUAAUUUCUGAAAUUAAAGUGGCUUUCAAAGAGAGAAUAAGGAAGGUCCCGUGGAUGGAUGAAGAGACUAAAAAAGCGGCAAGAGAGAAGGCAGAUGCAAUCUACAAUAUGAUUGGCUAUCCAAAGUUUAUCCUGGAUCCUGAAGAACUGGAUGAGAUCUUCAGUGAUUAUGAAGUGGUUCCUGACCUCUAUUUCCAAAACCUGCUGCAGUUCUAUAACUUCUCCGUACGAGUCAUGGCCAAACAGCUGCGGAAACCUCCCAACAAGAGCCAGUGGAGUAUGACCCCUCCCACUGUCAAUGCGUACUACACCCCCACGAAGAACGUGAUUGUGUUCCCGGCCGGCGUCCUUCAGGUCCCAUUCUAUUCUCGGGAUUUCCCCAUGUCUUUAAAUUUUGGUGGAAUUGGAAUGGUUAUGGGCCACGAACUAACUCAUGCAUUUGACGAUCAAGGGAGGGAGUAUGACAAAGAGGGCAACCUGAGGUCCUGGUGGAAAAACUCCUCAGUCGAGGCCUUCAACCAUCAGACUGAGUGCAUGGUCAAACAGUACAAUAACUACAGCAUCAACGGUGAGCACGUGAAUGGCAGGCAAACACUGGGUGAAAAUAUCGCGGACAAUGGUGGUUUGAAAGCAGCUUACCAUGCCUAUGAGAACUGGGUAGAAAAGAAUGGUGAAGAGAUGAUUCUGCCCACCUUGGGCCUCACUAAUCAACAGCUCUUCUUCCUGGGAUACGCCCAGGUUUGGUGCUCCAUACGGACCCCGGAAAGUUACCACAAGGGCCUCAUCACGGACUUCCACAGUCCUCAGAUGUACAGGGUGAUUGGAGCUGUGACUAACUCUGUUGAAUUUGCCAAGCACUUCAACUGUCCUGAAGGAAGUCCAAUGAACCCCCUGCACAAAUGUGAAGUGUGGUGAAUUAAAUGAGACAAUGAGAAAUGGAAGCCUUGAGCCCUGGAACAAUGGGAUUGGUUUGAACGUCUGGUCCCACCACAACUAAACGGGUCACUUCUGCGCCUUGUAACAAAGGGAAAUUUAUUUGGCUGUACUUUUGUUGAAAAACCUGUGGAUUACAGUGUGAAUAUUCUUACUUGGCUUCCCAUUCUGUGGAUAACACUGGAAUCUGUGGGAAGAGCACACAGCCAAACACAAGACAACAUUUGGUGGCAUUGUUGCAAGACAGGAUGCUAUCCUCCAAAACAAUAGUUACCCUUUUGCUUCAGAACGUUUACACUUAAGUAGUUAUUUUUACUUAGUAAGUUGAAUAUUUAAGAUGUUAAAGAGUGAUUUUGGGAGGUUCCCUCAGGAUGACAGGGAGCGGCUUUUGUGGAUGUUCUGUCACUGCAAUGGGGUCUCCAUUCACACUGAUUUUCUGCCUAAGUUGGAAAAUCCCAAGGAAAUUCAUGGCACAGGUUUAUAAUUGCUGGCUGGACUUCGUAUGGAUCUCCUUGGUCUAAGUACACUGAAACGUUAUUGAUCAGAGAGGUCAUGAAUAUUUUACGGGCACAUGGCUUUGUUUGCCUCCUUUCCUUCUCUUUUCUUUCUAGCCAUUGAUUUGUCCGAGUUUGCUUUCUGUGCGGCAUUUGGUGGCAGAGGGUGGUAAGCGAACUCAGGUGACUAAUUAACCUCUUAACUAACUUUGAUAAUUUAACUAAACGGCUGGCCUAUCCCCUCUUCCCACCCCACAGCCCAAAGAACCCAAGGAUCAACAGAGAAAUGAGAGUCCAAAAGUGCACUUCUUGGUGGGGGAGAGAGAGUUGGGACAGUGAUGAGGGUGUGGAGAGCGAUCGUGCCAUGGCCUUAUUGAAGUCCAUUCUUUUAGCUUGGUUCCAUCAAAGUAAGGCAGAUUCUUAACAAAACUGCUAUUCGCUUGUAUGUAUCCCUACCUACCUCUGAAACUCAUUCACUUUGGUCAGUUUUCUAGAGUCUCAAUCGACUCAUCUUCACAAUUUUCGACAUCUAUUCCUGCAAAACUCUUGAGCUAACUUUUGAUUGUGGUGUAUCCACUUUUAAUCACAUGUCAAAUGUUGUUAAUAGGAUGCUCCAACGGAAAGUACUGCUUUUAAAUCUGAGUAAGUUAAUGGACAAUGAUUUGCCUUUUUAAUCUCUAAUGAUGUCCUUUAAAAUUCUUAUUCUGGUGAUCAAAUCCUUCCAAGAUACAAACUUGUCUCUCACUAUCUCUGUUAUCUCAUUUAGCCCUACAACCCUUAAGAUCUCACCAGUUCUGACCUCAUUUACAUCCACAGUUUCCUCUGGCCUAUCACUGGUGAGUGUGUAGCCUGUCAUCAAAUAGCUGCGUUGCAGUCACUGUAGGAAUAUUCAUUAGACUGGUUCCAGGGAUGGCAGGUUUUGCUUAUGAGUAGAGAUGGAGUGAACUGGUGUUGUAUUCACUGGAGUUUAGAAGAAUGAGAAAGAGAUCUCAUCAAAAUUCUUGAAGGAUUUGACAGGGUAACUGCAGGGGGAUGUUUCAAUAGUUCAGGAGUCGAGCACCAAAAGGGACAGUUUUGGAACUGCUUGAGAUUGAGAUGAGGAGAAACUUCUUCCCUCAGAGGGUGGUGAAUCUUUGAAAUGUUCUACCCUAAUGGGCUGUGGAGACUCAGUUGUUCUGUUCAUUUAGAAUGGAGAUCAGUAGAUUUCUGGGUGGCCAUUAAGGAAUCAAGGCAUAUGGGGACAGUGCCGGAAAAUGGCACUGAGGUAAAAGAUCAGCCAUGAUCUUCAUGAAUAGCUAAGUGGUUCAAAGAUCAGAUGCUCCUAUUUAUUUUGUAAAUGAAGGUCUAUUUCUUUUGGGUGAGUCAUUGCAAGAUCGGUGGCAUCUGUGGGAUCAUACCCAGCUGAAAUGCUUGAAAAUAUACAAUGCCAAUGCUGAUGAACUUGGCAGUUCCACAUUGCCAAAAACUUCCUUGUACUUAUUUGACAGAACUUUAAAGCCUGAAUGGUGUGUAACACUGGAAGCCCAGACCACAGUGUAGCUCUAAGGCUUAACUUGGGGAAAGGAAGAAGCAAGUGAGGGGAGGGUGACCACACAGAAAGCAAGGUGACUCUGUAAGAGGAGUGGGACUGAAGGGAGCCUACACAAACUUCAACAGCUGUGAGAAAAAUUGGGAGACCGGCCAAGGUGCGGCUGCAGAAAGUGAAAUACUUUUGCCCAGCAGCAAGGGGCUCUGAGCAAACAUGGAACAGGGGCUGCCGUCACUGUCUGUCUCUCAGGAGCCUCGCAGGAGGUCAGAGCUCACCACACAUGGGUAGUCCUCUCCAACCAACCCUGCCUCAUGUUGCUGGUUACACUUGUGAUUUGCACUCAUUCGUCUUAAGAAGUCCCCCAGGAUGAAGAAUGACUUGCUUCCACUCCCGUUCUAUGAGCGCUGAGGUGAGUGAUGAGUCCACUGUGGGAUCUGCAGAUCUUGCCACAGGUGGAGUGGAUUACAGAUUCUGUCUUCCUAAACUGAGUGAUAUUCAGUUGGUAAUGGUGUAAAUUCCUGGGUGGGUGGAGAUACGGAGAGUUUGGGAGGUAAUGCACCCCUUCAGUCACUUACACAGGACCUCUGUGUGUUCCUGGUGUAUGGACCCAAGGCUCUCAAUACCAACUCAAAUGCUCCUUCUCCACUUUGAAUGGUCAUGGGCCAGAGGUUCCCAGGAGUGGUUGGGGAUGUUGCACUUUUUCAAGGAGGCUUUGAACACGUCCUUGAAUCUUUUCCUUUGUCCACCUGGUAAUCUCAUUCUACGACAGAGCACAGAAUGGCGGCAAGAACAGUAUAGGUGGCACAGUGGCACAGCCAGUAGAGCCACUGCCUCACUGCACCAGAGACCCGGGUUCAAUUCUGACCACUAAUUAGCCACUAUAUUGGCCACUAUGAAUUAGCCCUGGUGUGUAGGUGAGUGGGUAGAAUCUGGGGAGUGGGCUGAUGAGAAUCUGGGGAGAAUAAAAAUUAGGUUAAUGUAGGAUUAAUGUAAAUGUGUGGUUGAUGGUUAGUGUGGACUCGAUGGGCUGAAGGGCCUGUUUCCCUGCUGUAUCUUUCUGUGACCCUAGGACUUUUUGGGAGUUUGGUGUCAGUGAUGUGUAAUUGGGGCUUUAGUGUUGAGGAUGUUGCCCUGGGAGAGUUCAAUGACAUUGGUUUACUUGUCCUGUCAAUAGAUUUGGAGGAUUUUGGUUUAAGAACACAACAACUAAUCAAGAUGUGGAGCAAUUUUUAAAGCUUUGUUUACUGUCAUGGGGCAUUAGUUGCAAUAAUGUGCACAUUAACAGGGAUUAAUUUUCCUAAUUUUUAUUUAUAUCAGCUGCAAUAGAUUGCCAGCUAUCAGUAACUUCAGCAGAUAUUUUCCAAGGUGGCUGCUGGCUGAGAGUCCUGCCCAUCCCUUCCUCGCUCAUUGGUGGGGAACUGCCACAGAUUCAGGCAACUCCCGCUCUUCCAAAGGUUGUAUUAAUUAAUUAAAAUUCCCAUGAAUCUUCUCAUAAAUGAGAGUGAAUAAUAAAUGCUCGUAUUUUACCAGGGAAUAUCUGACUGAGAUUUUCACUGCCCUGUUUGUUUUCACCACUAAAUGCCGAAGAGUUCAUUCAUUCACCACUGCAUGGGCAGUUUUCGCACAUUAAAAUUUCACGAUGAGGCUGAGUGAGUUUGCUGGGCAUUGGGGAAAUAUAGGAAACAGAUGAUGUCUAAGAAAACCAAUGUAAUAUUGUCAUAGUAAAACGUGAGUUUUUACACAAGCUGUGAUAGAUGUCCGAUGUGUGUCAUUGGUUCAUGGGCUGGGUGUUUCCCAUUUGUAUUCAGCUGACUGACCCAUCCCGCUGUUCUGCAGUCCUUUGUCUCCAAACUGUAAAUCCAUCAGCUGCUGGAUUGAAGCAAAUCCCAAUUGCACUGUUACUGGGUCGCUCAGUGCGUUAUCUGCUGAGCUGGAUCUCUUCUGCACUGGAUUAACAUGGUUGGAAGUCAGUCACAAACAGCUCCACCACAGCAGAUAAACAGAUCUUUCCUUUAGUUUUUUUUUGUGUACUGUGAAACUUGUAGAAAAUGUUGAAAGAUUCCACAUGAUAAUGAACUAAAGCUGAUAUGUUGUCAUCAGGAUUAUCUUGGUGGGAUAGUAAUCACAAUAUGAGAACAGAUUUCCACUUUGGCAGCUGUCGUACACCAUCAGGAAAUCCGCAACUCUGCCUACGAGCCUCUGGACUCUGAAGACCCUUAUAAUUGGAAAUGUUGCUCUCCUAUCUGGGGCUUUGUCGAGAGAGAACAAUUUCCAGUGUAGAGUAUCCGAGUAAAUCCUGGUGGCUGCAUGUCUGUCACUUAUGGUUGCACAUUUAUUACUGAUCUUUGUAGUUAUGUCAAGAAAAAAUAAGAGUUACUUAUGUACAUAAAACAAAACAGGGCUUUGUCCUCUGCAUUAGAUUAGCAAAGUACAAUAUUAAUUCUAACACCCACCUAACCCCCAUCAAUUAACUGGAAUAAUAAGCACAGUUACCUCUGGGUUUAUUUCAUAUUGUGGUAGCGAGACAUUCAAAAAAUUACAUGCAAACGUUAUGCACUAAUGUCUAUAUAUGCAAUCCUUCAGUAAUGCUCUUCAUUUGAAACAAGUAGAUAUUUGCUGCUGCUGCCUGCCUACUGGGGCCAGAAUCACAGCACCUCAUAUGUGUACUGAUUGGGUCAGGGUCACUGCUCCCAAUCACUGUCCAGUGGUUGGGCCGAAGUCACUGUUCCCUAUUGCUAUCCAGUGGUUGAGGAGGGUCAAUGGUCCUGAUCUCUUCCAGUGGUUAGACUGGGGACAGUGCCUCUGAUCAUUGUCCAGUGGUUGGGGUUGGAUUAGUGCUCCCAGUUGCUGUCCAGUGAUUGGGCUGGGGUCUCUGCUCCUGAUCACUGCCCACUGGUUGGGCCUGGGGACACUGCUGUCUAUCAGGUCCAGUGGCUGCAUCAGCAUCACUGCUCAUAACAGCUGCCCAGAAACAAUCGGAUGACGGUAUGUUUUUCUUCCUUGACUUUACUGUGCCACUGAUUGUGUAAACCUGCAACAGAGAAGUGCAGGAUGUUUGGAGGUUUCAAACUUAGAUUGACAGUGGAGAUUACAAUGGAGUAGUUUUUCAUUUCCCUAACCUUCCCCCUCUCUCUGAUUCAUGAUCAAUCGUUGCCUUUUAUUACUUGUUAUUCUUUAUGUUGCAUCAUCUCUAACAGACCGCAUUUUGAAGGGAAAGUCAAUCACGUUGCUAGAAAACAACUUGACAGUACUGACUAUGUGCUGUUAGCAACGUGCUUGACCUAUCCCAGUAGCCAGUUGAUGCAAGUGCUCUCUUUAUAGGAGCAGGACCAGGACAUUCAUCUCCUAUUCAAUAAGCUCAUGUUGGAUCUAUACCCCAAAUCCAUUUACCUUCUUUUGCUGCAUAUCACCUGAUAUUGUCAGCAAAGGUAGGUAAUGGAGGCUUAUGGAGCUGCUGUCUCACAGCCGCAGCAACCAGGGCUCAAUCAUGACCUCCGCCACUGUCUGUGGAGUUAGCACAUUCUCCUUUUUUCCUCCCACAACCCAAAGAUGUGCAGAUUGGUUGGUUGAUGGGAAUGUGGGGAGAACAGGUUACAGGGAAAAUUAGUGGGUGAAUGGGUUUGCCCUGCGAACAAGGAUAAACUUGAUGGUGGAAGUGGCCUCCUUCUAUGCUAUAAGGAAAAAUACGGAUUAACAUCUGAGAAACCGCCAAGAAUAUGUCCAACCACAGAUAGCAACACUGUGCAAGUAACAGUGCUAAAAUUAAGUUUUAAAAAUGCUAACCGUGGGCUUCUGGAAGUUGAGAAGAAGGGAAAAUAACCAGAAAUGUAAAGUCUCAUUUAGAACAAGAAGUAAUACACUGAGCUACUAACCUCUGGAUUGAAAUUUUUAAUUCAUGUUGAAUGGCAUUCCUGAAGUAACCAAGUAAGUAAAACAGAAUGAGCAAAGUCCUGCUGGUUAACAAUGAUGAGUGAUCAAUAAUAUGAUUCCUAAUAGCAAAUAUAUUGGCUUAAUGCCAGCAAUGGAAUUUAAAGGGAACCAUGACCAACAUUUAAAGCCUCCCCUUUAGUCAAGGGUGAAAUUUCAGGUGCUUGGUAUUUCUAUUUGCUAACCUAUUGUCCCACUACUUACUGUGAGUCUGAUAUGGGGCUGGAUACCCUCAUUACCCAAAGGAGAGAGAAGUUUCACAUAAUCUUACUGACUUGAUAAGAUGAUUAUGUAGUUUUCUCUUGUCAAUCUGAAAAUGUGCCUCCUGUUUGAAAUAAAUCACUGUUUCUUACUUUAAUUUUUCUGUAAUAUUAGCUUGUAAAGAGAAAAUAUUUGCAUAAAUAUAUUUUAUGUAUGUAAACAUAUUUUCUUGCAAAGUUGACAGAUUUUAUUUUGGGUGAGUGCUGUUGUGUACAGAGUCUUGUUAAUGAGAUGUCCUGUUGCUGCAUUACAAUUCUGAUAGCUUACACAUAAGCUUUUGUUGUACAGACAGAAAUGUUUUAAUUAUAGUUCAAACAUUAAUCAAUGUAUUUGGUGUGGUGAUUUCAUGAGUUAUUAGAGAGAUUUUUAUAUCAGUUGUUCAAGGAACAUUCUUUUACUUUUCAGUAUUUUCUUCUUGUCAGUGAGUUUUCCAUCUGUUUUAUCAAGAUACGUCCUUGCAAGAGCUAGCUGCCUUUUGAGGGAAUGUAGUCAGGAUCCAGAACAUGGCUACCUCUAGGCGAUGAUUGUCAGAGAUACCACUUCAAACUGGUGGAGCCACCACCUGCAAAGCAAAACCACUGCAUCCCUGGCUUUGGUGACCUAAAUCAGAGAUAUACUACACAGGCCAGAGUAGGCUGAGUGUCACCAGAGGCAGGCAACCCAUGCUUUACAGUUGUUGGCAUUGAUGUUGACCUUGACCC